AUGGACCAAACCAAGAUAAUGUUGUGGUAUUGUCGUGGAGCUGCCAAUAAAGCUUUCUUUAGAUACUGCAAGCAGUAUGUAGAUGCUAAUAAACCUACAAUGGUUGUGGUAAUGGAAACGAGAUGUAAUCCAACAAAUCUAGUCAAAGCCUUCAAUAAUAUGGGCUUUGAUAAACAUUUAGUGGAGGAAAACAAUGGUUAUGUCGGUGGUAUAGUUUUAGCAUGGGAAAUUAGUUUUAUGACGGUAGAGCUGCUAAGUAGAAACUCUCAGUACAUUCAUACUAGUAUUAGUUAUCCGAAAGGGAGGCCUUGGCUUUUUACAGCAAUAUAUGCCAGCCUGAGUGAGGAUUGCAGGAAAACCAUGUGGGAAGAAUUAAAAUUUAUUGCAAGUAACAAUCAUCAACCAUGGCUUGUUGAGGGAGAAUUCAACGACAUAGCAAGCAUUAAGGACAAAAAAGGUGGAGCACCAGUUUCUCUCAGACGUAUUAAGCUCUUUACGGAUCGUGUUAAUGCUUGUAAUCUCAUGGAUAUGGGAUCGCAUGGGCCAAAAUACACGUGGAAGGGGCCUAUUUUCCAUUGUGGUCAACAGAUAUACGAGAAGCUGGAUAGAGGCUUUUGUAGCGACAAUUGGAGGCUGGAAUUCCCGGAUGCAAGCGUUAAAGUUUUGGACGAUAAAGCAUUUGAGGUCUGUUUGAAGGAAACUAUAGAAAAUCUAAAAGAAUGGAAAGAACACUCUUUUAAAAAUGUUAAGAUUCAAAACAAGGAAAUUACUGCUAGAGUGAAAGGAAUACAGUGUAGAUUACUUUGUAGAAAUAAUGAUAAGGCGUUAAGAAAGAUGGAGGAUAAGCUACAAAAGGAGCUCAGUGAUAUUUUAGAAAAGGAUGAGUCGACGUGGUUUCAACGUUCUAGAUCGAAGUGGUUAGCAGACGAGGAUAGAAACACUAAAUAUUAUCAUAUGAAAACUGUUACAAGGAGGAGAAGGAAUAAGGAGUGGAUGCCCACUGCGAUAAAUUUUCUAGAAUUGACAGUUGAGGAUUAUCAAGGUCUGAUUAAGGAUGUGGAUAAUGAAGAUAGUGUCUCUGUUCCAAACCAGACUCGUCCCUGGGUGUAA
Molecule: messenger RNA, 1110 nt
Organism: Vicia villosa (hairy vetch)
Lineage: Eukaryota; Viridiplantae; Streptophyta; Magnoliopsida; Fabales; Fabaceae
Exons: 3
Coding region: 1-1110 (369 amino acids)
Source: RefSeq, a predicted model, not a curated record